Messenger RNA from Exophiala spinifera, 966 nucleotides. RefSeq lists its product as uncharacterized. The transcript has a single exon. The coding region runs from base 1 to 966 and encodes 321 amino acids. The record is from RefSeq and is a predicted model, not a curated record. Lineage: Eukaryota; Fungi; Ascomycota; Eurotiomycetes; Chaetothyriales; Herpotrichiellaceae.
AUGGCCGUCGACGACAGCACCGCCCUCUCCAUCGCCGAGCUGGCAAUCUACACGGUCCUCGUCCCGAUGACAUUCUACCUAUUCUUCCGGCACGGCAUUCGCUCAACCCUGGGCUACAUGUACCUUUUCGCCUUUGAAACCCUCCGGCUCGUCUCGGCGGGUCUCCAGAUCAGCGCACACUCUCAGCACAAGACCUCUUCGGCAACCGGAUCGAUUAUAGCCUCCGUCGGCUUGAGUCCUCUGAUCCUCGCGCUCUCAGGCUUCAUCUACGAACUGUCCAGUUAUAGCUACUACUACUACGACGCCGACGCCGACGCCGCACCGGAAAGAGGGAAUGCCUACCACCGCCAUCGUCGCCUCCUCAUCGUCCAAGAAGUCCUCGUGCACCUAGGCGCAUACACUGGCAUUGCACUUGCGGCAUCCGGUGCGUCGAAACUUGCAAAGUCCUCGUUCUAUUCUUCUUCCACUUCCUCUUCCUCGUCGUCCUCGUCUGUCACCACCACCACCUCGGCCUCUGAUAUUGAGCACGCCCACACCCUCCAGGAGACCGGUACUAUCCUGAUCCUCGUCACCUGGAUUGGACAAGUUUACUUGUGUGCUCGCCUUUGCGUGACGCGGGGUGUCCUCACCCCUGUGUCCGUGUCGUUGGGCGUGGCGUGUAUCUUCGUCGGUGUGCGGUGUGUCUACGGCGUGGUCUACGCAUUCGAUCAUAGCCGCUCUUCACCCGUCAACCCCGUCACGGGCAGUUUCGCAGUCAAGGUCACCUUGGUGGUUUUGGUCCAGCUUGUCGUCGUUGUGGCUUUGUUGGUCGUCGGCUUUCUGACAAGGGAUAUCGCGAGGGAUCACGGAGUGAAGAGGAGAUGGUGGAGGAGAGGAGGACGAGGAGGAUGGUACACGACCACUUCGAGUGGUGGGCCUGUGGAGAUUGAUCGGGGGAGUGCUAUUCCUCUACGAUCGCCGAAGUGA